CGAAUGUGGACCUACUUAUUUUUCAAUUGAAUGUAAUUGACUACCUAAUUGAGUGCCACAUAUGCAUUAAGACCUCUUUUAAUUAAUACAAAAUUGAGGUUAUUUUGAAAUGUUCCUCGAUUAAUAUAUAAUGGAUUUGUAUUGGUAUGGGAAAACUACUAUAUGCUCGUGACCGUAUUCGUUUGGGUGAAACCGUAGCUGUGAUUCUUUCAUUUCUGUGAUUAAAUGAUUCCCUGGGAUUUCUUAUAUCGUUUUUUUUGUAAACAAUUUCUUAUAUCGUUAUCAUUUAGAGAAGUAUAUAUGGACCAACAUACGCAACUUAACAUUCUGUAUAAAAAAUAUCGCAAACCAAUUAAUCACAUUUAAGAAAAUCAAAUUAGCUAGCAAUACCAGACCCAUCGACAUAUGAAAUGAAAUGUCCAGCCACAACUAUGGGCCACGCCAGUCUUGGUACUGGGCUAAACAUGCCACUGCUAAGAUUUAGUUAGAUUAUUUCGAGCUAAAAAUAUUAUUUAUACAUUUCAAAAAAUCAAUUAUUAAUUAAAAUGUAAUAUUUUAAAAAAUUUGAACUACUCAUACAUAAAAAUUUGUCAUCAUAAUUUCUCAAUGUUUUAAAAUUUUACUUUCUUAUUUUCUAUUUAUUGUUUAGAUAUUGUAUUAGUAUUUCUCUUUCAAAAUGUUCUGGAAGCCAACAGAUUUGUAUAGUUUUUACAUUAAAUAGCUGAAAAUGUUAGCAAUCACACAUAAAAACUAAGAGAAUCUUUAAAUACCAAUAUAUAAAUGAUAAAUUAUUCGAUAAUUGUCAAUUAAUCAUAAACGUUGAAAGUAAAUAUAUAAGAUACGAUGAUUGUCACAUUGAAACUAUGCUAAUAUAACAUUAUUUUCUCAUAAUGUUAAUUUGUACUUAAUAAAGUUUUGAGAAAAGAAAAUGUAUGGAGGAGGCGUGGAGACAUAUAAGACACAAAAAACUAUCCGUGAAUAUGCCAAAGUAGAUAAUAACUCAAAAGUCGGUACACUACACAUCAGUAGCAUCAAUCACCACCACCUACACGGUCCCAACAGCUCAAUUAUUGUUCCUUUUAGAUCAAUUGUUACAAACGGCACAGAUUUAGUCGAAUUCUAUGGACACCUGAUUUCUUUUUUCUUGUAGCUCACAACUAACAUUGUGAAAGCGGCAAUAUUGUCAUUACAUACAAUUUCUUCCGUUAAAGCGAACUAACUUCCUUGUGUUCCCGUAUUGAAUUGAAAAACAUAUUUUCGUAUUAAUAUUGAAAGAUGAUGCUUCAGUGCUAACGGUUAAAAACUUUUUUUAACUAACUAUUCGUUUGAACAUGGAUUUGUAAAAUCGUCUAAGGUUUCCAUUAGCGAGAUGUAGUAUGAUAACUGAGUGAUAAAAGUUAUGAUUUAAUGUAAUUUACAAUAAAAAUUACGUGCUAAAAACGGUAAUGGAAAAUUACAUGUUUACCACUUUCAAACUACCACUUUUCAUUUUUAUCAUCAAUAAAAGAACAUUUUCAAAAAUAACUUAUUCAGUGAGUAGCAAAAUACUUUUAUGCCAUUAUUCUUUAUAUAUAAUAGAUAAAUAAUUUUUUUAAAGUUUUUUUUUCAAAUUAUACUAUUUCAAAAUUUAAACCCCAGACCCUAAACCUCAACUCUAAACCCUAAACCAUCAAUCUUAAACCCUAUUUUUUUUAAAUACGAACCGUAAACCCUGAAACAUGAACUCUAAACCCUAAACCUCAAAACAUCAACUCUAAACCCUAAACCCUAAACCUUCAGCUCUAAACCCUAAAACAUCAGCUUUAAACCCUAAACCCUAAACUUCAACUCUAAACUCUAAACCCUAAACCAUCAACACUAAACCCUAAACUAUCAACACUAAACCCUAAACCCUAAAAGUAAACUCUAAAUCCUAAACCCUAAAAAAUUAAGUCUAAACCCUAAAACAUCAACUCUAAGCCCUAAACCCUAAACCCUAAACUCUAAAUCCUAAAUCCUAAACCCUAAAACUAGAAUUGAUGUUUUAGGGUUUAGAUUUGAAGGUUUAAUGUUUUAGGGUUUAGGUUCGAAUUUCAGAAAAAUAUGGGGUUUAGGAUUUACGUUUAGAGUUUAGAGUUGAUGUCUUAGGGUUUAGAUUUGAAGGUUUAGGGUUUAGGGUUUAUAGUUGAUGUUUCGGGGUUUAGGGUUUAGAGUUCAUGUUUCAGGGUUUAGGGUUUAGAGUUGAUGAUUGAGGGUUUAAAAUUGAUGUUUUAAGUUCAGAUUUAGAGUUUAGGGUUUACGUUUAGGGUUUAGAGAUGAUGUUUUAGGAUUUAGAUUUGAAGGUUUAGGGUUUAGAGUUGAUGUUUCAUGUUUUAGGGUUUAGAGUUGAUGUUUUAAGUUUUGAUUAGUUAACCAUAUGUUUUUUUUGUCAAAGUUAAUCAAAAGAUUAUAAAUGUAUUUUAUCCUUCAUUAAAGAUGAUGGUAAAAGUGGUUAGUGUAAACAUGAAAAGUGGUACUUUAAAAAUGGUAUUUUUAGCAAUUUUCCAAUUUUAUAUAUAAUAAAACACGUAUUUUAUUUCAAUAAUAUUAAAUUUAUAUGUUAUAUUAAAUAAUUAAUUAUAAGCUAAUAUAAUAAAAUUAUGAAAAUAUAUUUAAAAAUUAAGAAUAUAUUGUUUUGCUAUCUGAAAAUAAUAUUUUUUUAUUAUAAAGUUAAAAAACUAAGAUAUAAAACAAUUUAUAAUUAAAUAUUAGUCAAACAAAAAUAUUUAUAUAAAGGUAUUUUCUAAACUAUUUCUAAUAUACGAGUGUUUUAAAACUUUUAACACAAUAAUAAGUAUAUAGUUUGAUGAACGUUUUUUUGACAUAUAUAAAUAAUUUGAUGUUUGAUUUAACUGUUUAAAAUCAUAAAUAAUAACUUAACUUGUGACUGAGUUCAAAACAAAUUUUAUUUCUUUUACCUUAAACCAAUUUAAGUUUAAUCCGUGAAACACUAAAGGUUCAGUUGGUGACCACUAGAAGAAUGGAAAAAUGAACAAAAUAAAAAAUAAAAAAUAAAAUUUCAUUUGAGGAAUUGAAAAAAAAAAUGAUUUUUUGUUCAAUUUGUUCCUUAUCAAAAUUGCAUAGGAAAACAUUUUCUUAUAAAUUCAUUCCUCCACGGGGAAUUUAGAAGAAAAAAAUGGAAUCUACCUUUCAAUAAUUUGACUAAAAUUUCAAUAUAACUAGUAUAAAUUUUGAGGAACAAAGAAUUCACCAUAAUUUUUUUGCCUUCAAUAUGUUCACCAAUUAGAGUUUUAUAAUACCGUUUUUUAAAUUAGUAAGAUAUAAAAUAAUAAGUAUUCGUAAGAUGAUUAUGCCUGCAUAUACGGGCAAAACACCUAGUAUAUAUAUAUAUACAAAGCUCCCAUAUAUAUACAAACAAUUUAUGUACAUAAUUUUUUUAAAAUUACCAAACAAAAUUAACAAUUAUUAAUAUACAAAGCUCAUAUUGGUUAGACAAACGCAGGUGGAAGUUGUCUUUUACUUAACAAUUAUAGAAUACGUCGCAUGCACUGGACCAUUGGUUUUCGAAAGAUUUGACAUGCAUAAAGCUACAAUACCAAACAAACAAAAGAGGACAUAAUCACGUUAAAGAUAAGUAAGUUCUCUCGUGUUAUGAUUGCUGAGACACUGACAUUUAUUCUGCUGGCGGUUAGUAGAUGGCUGUUUUAUUUAAGUCCCUGUCUCAAAUCCUUUAUAUUUUAUUUAAGUCCCUUUCAUAUUUUGAAUGUGGUAUCUUAUCUCCAACAUAUUCAUCCUUUUAUCUCAACCUUCCCCUUUAGUGUGAUAUCUCUAUUUUAAAAUUUCUCCAUAAUGGCUUUGGUAAGUUUACUUGAUAUCUCAAUUGCUUUCUUUUGUUUCCUCAUCUUUCAAAUUUUCUUGAUCAGCAAGAAACCUCACCCCUCCUUUCUCACAAACUGGCCGUUCCUUGGUAUGCUUCCCGGUUUGAUCCUUGAGAUCCCUCGUGUUUAUGACUUUAUAACCGAGGUUCUUGAGCAUGGGAACUUAAACUAUCUUUUCAAAGGCCCCUUUUUAGGGGGCCUUGACAUGUUGUUCACUGUCGAUCCUGCUAAUAUCCACCACAUUAUGAGCUCAAACUUCUCUAACUACCCUAAAGGGGCCGAGUUCAAGAAGCUAUUCGACGUUUUGGGAGAUGGGAUUUUCAACGUAGAUUCAGAGCUGUGGAAGGAUCUGAGGAAAUCAGCUCAAAGCAUGAUGAUGAAUCCAGAGUUUCAAAGCUUUUCAAUAGCUACAAGCUUGAGUAAGCUAGAGAAAGGGCUUGUUCCACUUCUUGACCAUGUUGCUAAAGAGAAACUCGUUGUGGACUUGGAAGAUAUUUUCCAAAGAUUCACGUUCGACACUACCUUUGUUUUAGCGACCGGGUAUGAUCCAGGUUGUCUCUCGGUUGGGAUGCCAGAAAUAGAAUUCGCAAGAGCUUUAGACGAUGCCGAGGAAGCUAUUUUCUACAGACAUGUCAAGCCGGAGAUGGUGUGGAAGAUGCAAAGAUUGUUUGGGCUUGGAGAUGAGUUGAAGCUGAAAAGAGCUCACAACAUUCUGGACCGUGCUUGCUUUAAGUGCAUAUCUUCCAAGAGAGAUGAGAUAAGCCGUGGGACUAAUAAUAUUGGUUCUAAAGAUUUGCUGACGUCUUACUUGAAUGUGGACACGACCAAGUACAAGUUGUUGAAUCCUAAUGAUGACAGGUUCCUUAGGGACACGGUCUUGAGCUUCAUGUUAGCGGGUAGAGACACCACAGGCUCAGCACUCACUUGGUUCUUCUGGCUUCUAUGUAAGAACGAAGAAGCAAUAACCAAGAUUCUUCAAGAAAUCAACAAAAAUAUAUCUCCAAGAACCAAGACUGAUGAUUAUGGUUCAUUCAAUCCCCAGGAGCUGAAGAAGUUAGUUUAUUUACAUGGUGCAAUUUGUGAAGCCCUAAGGCUCUAUCCACCUGUUCCCUUCCAACACAAGUCUCCAACUAAAACCGACGUUCUUCCAAGCGGACACAAAGUCGAUGCCGGCUCAAAGAUUUUGUUCUGUCUCUAUUCAUUAGGGAGAAUGAAGUCGGUUUGGGGAGAGGAUGCAUUGGAAUUUAAACCGGAGAGAUGGAUUACUGAGAAUGGAACGUCAGUGCAUGAGCCAUCUUAUAAGUUCUUAUCAUUUAACGCAGGUCCAAGAACUUGUCUAGGGAAAGAAGUGGCUAUGAUGCAAAUGAAGACAGUGGCUGUGAAAAUCAUACAAAACUAUAAUAUUAAGGUCGUUGAAGGGCACAAAGUCGAGCCAGCUCCUUCUAUCAUUCUCCACAUGAAGCAUGGUCUUAAAGUCACGGUUUCUAAGAGAUGUUUGGUCUGAAUGUUAUGACUAGAAACGUGGACAGUUGACGUAAUUAUUUCCUUGUCCUCUCAUGAAAUAUGGAAAUCUCAUGUCAGCUUGAUUGUUAUCUAAUAAAAUAUAAUUAUUUCAGAAAUUA
Messenger RNA from Brassica napus (rape), 5479 nucleotides. Its product is annotated as alkane hydroxylase MAH1-like. The transcript has a single exon. Lineage: Eukaryota; Viridiplantae; Streptophyta; Magnoliopsida; Brassicales; Brassicaceae. Gene Ontology annotation, molecular function: heme binding; monooxygenase activity; oxidoreductase activity, acting on paired donors, with incorporation or reduction of molecular oxygen. The record is from RefSeq and is a predicted model, not a curated record. The coding region runs from base 3829 to 5361 and encodes 510 amino acids.